AUGUCGUGGACAUCGCGCCUUGGCAACCUGGGUCGCUUCUCGCCCUUUACGCGAUCACCGCCGCAAGGCCCAACAAAAGUCAGUGAUGCCGACUUCAGCUACAUCACCGCCGACGAUUUGCGCAAGCAUCAAGCUGAAACCAUGAACCAGCAGCAAUCCUCACAAGACACAUCAGACGACUAUGGCCCACCUCGAGAUACCGACGUUUUGGUAUUGCGCAACAAGAAGCAGGACUUCCCAGUACAUUUUCCAGCCUACAGUAUCGCCAAGGGCGAGCUCACAAUCGGACAAGUGCGAGAGCAGGCUGCAAAGAAGACCACUACAGGCGAUCCCAAGCGGAUCAAGCUGCUAUACAAGGGCAAGAAUCUGAAAGACGACGCGAAGACAUGCAAACAAGAGGGUCUGCGUGAUGGUGCCGAGCUCAUGAUAACUUUGGCCGAGAAGAUCGAGUCGCCCAGCGACAGCGAGGACGACGAUGAUGAAUUUGGCGACGAACCAUCAACCGCCGAUGGAGAUGCGAAGCGACGCCGCAACAGAGGCAAGAAGACCAAGCGUCGCAACAGACGGGAAGACCGCGAGCGCGAGACAUCUGGAACAUCGACGCCACAGCCUGCCGAACCUAAUCUGGGCGUACCAAACAGCCAGCAGCCCUCACGCAACCAGUCGCCCAAACCGCCGGUCUCGCCUGCCACACCUCUUGACAAGCUGAACGCGCUGCAUCAAAAGCUACAGAGCUUCAUCCCCGAUUGCCGAGCAUUUGAAACCUCACCACCAACCGAUCCCGCGAAGAAGACGUUCGAGCACAAGCGCUUGUCUGAGACCAUUCUGACUCAAGUGUUACUGAAGCUUGACGCCGUAGAGACUGAAGGCGACGCCGAUGCGCGAACUCGCAGGAAAGAACUCGUGAAGGAGACCCAGAAGGUCUUGCAGGAUUUGGACACUGCCAUGAAGUCAUGA
Molecule: messenger RNA, 957 nt
Organism: Zasmidium cellare ATCC 36951
Lineage: Eukaryota; Fungi; Ascomycota; Dothideomycetes; Mycosphaerellales; Mycosphaerellaceae
Exons: 1
Coding region: 1-957 (318 amino acids)
Biological process (GO): protein stabilization
Cellular component (GO): nucleus; cytoplasm; membrane
Molecular function (GO): adenyl-nucleotide exchange factor activity; protein-folding chaperone binding
Source: RefSeq, a predicted model, not a curated record